AUGGGGGCCAGACAGUCCAACCCCGGUUCCAAGGACAAGGGCCCCAGGAGGACGGGGUGCCUGCGGAGGAGGCAGAAGCUGUCGGCGUGGGAUGAUGCCCUGCUCUCAGGGAGGGACCCUCGGGCCCUGCUGAAGCGGGGCAUGCGCCACAUCAGCUUCAGCCUGGUCACCAAGGGGAUGACGGACGUCCCCGACUUCCUGUGGGGCCUGUCCGAGGUGCAGAAGCUCAACCUGUCUCACAACCAGCUGCGGGUGCUGCCCCCCGACGUGGGCAGGCUGAGCAGGCUGGUGGUGCUGAACCUGUGCGGGAACCACCUGAAGAGCCUGCCCCCAGAGCUCUGCCUCCUGCAGGGCCUGCGGGUGCUGUUCCUCAACAUGAACCGCCUGAGCGAGCUGCCGGCCGAGCUGGGCGCCUGCCGGAGCCUGGAGGUCCUGAGCCUGUCCCACAAUCGCCUCUCCCAGCUGCCCGCCGGCCUCGCUGACCUCUCCGGGCUCAGGAAGCUGAACCUCAGCAACAACUGCUUCGUGCACAUCCCCGUCUGCGUGUUCGCCCUGAGGGAGCUGGAUUUCCUGCACGUGGGCUCCAACCGCCUGGAGAACAUCGCCGAGAGCAUCCAGUGCCUGGGCAGCCUGCAGAUCUUCAUCGCCGAGAACAACAGCAUCCACUCCUUCCCGCGCUCGCUCUGCCUCCUCGCCGGCCUGGAGGUGCUGAACCUGAACAACAACGACAUCCAGACCCUUCCCGAGGAGCUCUACCUGCUGGGCAGGCUGGCGAGGAUCGCCUGGAACCCCAUGGACAAAGGGCUGCACAUUGCCCAUAACCCGUUAGCCAGGCCUCUGCCCGAGCUGGUGGAGGGGGGCCUGGAGAUGCUGGUCAGCUACCUGAAGGACAAAAAGCACAACUGA
Molecule: messenger RNA, 906 nt
Organism: Pipistrellus nathusii (Nathusius's pipistrelle)
Lineage: Eukaryota; Metazoa; Chordata; Mammalia; Chiroptera; Vespertilionidae
Source: the annotation of a GenBank genome assembly